This is a messenger RNA of Lycium ferocissimum, 606 nucleotides long. RefSeq lists its product as uncharacterized. The transcript has a single exon. The coding region runs from base 1 to 606 and encodes 201 amino acids. The record is from RefSeq and is a predicted model, not a curated record. Lineage: Eukaryota; Viridiplantae; Streptophyta; Magnoliopsida; Solanales; Solanaceae.
AUGGUCAGGAAGAUAUUGGGAACUAGAGACUAUGUGCAAACUACCCAAACAGCUGACAAUACUACAAGAAGCAUGAUCAAACACUUGUAUCUUCAGUUGAUUGGGGAUCACCCUAAAGUACCGUGGAGGAAUUUGGUGUUUCAGAAUACAGCCAGGCCUAAGACUAUUUUCAUUAUGUGGCUACAAAUCCAAAACAGGUCACUUACUGCAGAUAGGCUAAGCAAAUGGAAUAUUCAAUUGGAUCCUACCUAUCAAAUGUGUCAUAGUGCCAAUAAUACUAGAGAUCACCUUUUCUUUGAGUGUACUUUUGCCCAUUCAAUAUGGCAAAGGCUCAUGCAGUGGUUGCAAUUCCAGUGGCCAGCAGUACAGUCUUGGCAGCUGCAGUACCAAAUUAUUCUGCAAGUUACGAAAGGAAAGACUAUGCAGGCGAAAAUGUUUAGACUGGUUUACUCAGAAUUUAUAGCCGCAAUCUGGUGGGAAAGAAACACUAGGAUCUUCGAGAAAAGAGAGAAGCAUGGAGAACAGAUAGCUAGAGAAAUCGCAUGUCUUUGCAAUGUUCGAGCGCCUCCAACAGUGAAAGCUAGGUUGAUGCGUUGCAGAUUCUAA